AUGAUCGCUAGUUUACUUCCACACUUGAUCCGGAAUGCUACUUUUGGUCAGUGCUUCAUGAUUUUGAAACGGACUCAGAUCGCAUCUUUAAGCAGCAGAUUUUAUCAAAUAACAAGUACGAAUGAUCCGAUUGCUUUAACUGCUGGAGACUUAGGUCGCUUGUAUCAAGUAAGCAAUGAAGACAUUGAUACAUUAUAUUAUCGAUAUAUGUUGCCUCCAAAUUUUCGAAAACAAGUAGAAACAUUGAAUGAAUGUGUUUGGCUAUAUAGGCAAUCAACAUUUGAAGCAACAGCAUGUUUAAAGUUGGUAGGCAUGAACAUUCCGAAUUUACGUGUGGUGCUGUGGGGACGAUGGGGUACUGGUAAAUCGAUGACUGCUUAUCAAAUCAUUUAUCAUGUAUGGAAGCAAGGAUGGGUGUUAUUUACAAUACCGAAUGUGAUAACAAUUAUGAGAGAUUAUGAUGAAGUGAAACCAUCAACUUAUCAUGAAGGUCGUAUUGAUUUUCCCCUACUUGGACAUCAAAUACUAAGAAGAUUCAAGCUAAUGAAUACACGAAAUUGGGAAAAACUUAAGGGAUGUAAAGCCCAGAAACACUACAAAUGGUCCAAAGUUGAGGAAACAAAGGAAGGAGAACCAAUCACGAAUAUUGUUGAUAUUGGUCUUUCUGCUCCUUCUUUGUCAUCAGACUGUGUUGGUGGUUUACUUCGAGAGCUAACGCAUCACUGUAGUGCUGGCAGAUUUCCACUGCUUGUGACAAUCGAUCAUGCGAAUUCUCUUUAUGGUAAAACAACAAUGAAGGAUAAAAAUCAUAAACUUGUGGAUCCGAAAUAUUUCACUUUAAUUCAUCACCUCCGAAAGUUAUUACGAAAUGAUUGGAGGAAUGGUGCAUGCUUGUUGGUUGCCGAUAAAAGGGAGGUAAGUGAGGCACGCGACCACCUUACAGUACCACUGGAAACACCGCUGGAACUCUUCGGAGAGGAUAUAGAAAAAAUAGAGCCUUUCAUACCGAUUGAAACGCCAUUGUAUACGUUCGAAGAAAUGGAUACUCUGUACGAUUAUUAUCUUGAGAAGAAUUGGAUUGCUUCUGAAUCAGGUCGUACAGAACGAGCAAAAAAAGAAUUAAAAUUCUUGAGUGGAAGGAAUCCAUACUACUAUGAACGAAUUUGUGCUUUUAUCUAA
Brugia malayi is the source of this 1179-nucleotide messenger RNA. RefSeq names its product Mitochondrial 28S ribosomal protein S29, putative (gene Bma-dap-3). NCBI's taxonomy places the organism in Eukaryota, Metazoa, Nematoda, Chromadorea, Rhabditida, Onchocercidae. The record is from RefSeq and is a predicted model, not a curated record. Gene Ontology annotation, molecular function: structural constituent of ribosome. Bases 1 to 1179 code for a protein of 392 amino acids. The transcript has 10 exons. Gene Ontology annotation, biological process: apoptotic process. Gene Ontology annotation, cellular component: mitochondrial small ribosomal subunit; mitochondrial ribosome.